Molecule: messenger RNA, 1134 nt
Organism: Staurois parvus
Lineage: Eukaryota; Metazoa; Chordata; Amphibia; Anura; Ranidae
Source: the annotation of a GenBank genome assembly
AUGAACAAACUUCGUCAGAGUUUUCGGCGGAAGAAAGAUGUGUAUGUUCCAGAGGCUAGUCGACCCCAUCAGUGGCAAACAGACGAAGAAUCUGUCAGGAUUGGAAAGUGUAGCUUUCAGGUCAAGUACCUAGGACAUGUGGAAGUAGAUGAAUCUCGGGGCAUGCAUAUUUGUGAAGAUGCAGUAAAAAGAUUAAAAUCGGAAAGGAAAUUCUUCAAAGGCUUCUUUUCAAAAACUGGCAAGAAGGCAAUCAAGGCCGUGCUGUGGGUUUCAGCUGAUGGACUCAGAGUUGUGGACGAGAAGACAAAGGAUCUUUUAGUAGACCAAACAAUAGAAAAAGUGUCAUUCUGUGCUCCGGACAGGAAUUUUGACAGAGCAUUCUCUUAUAUCUGUCGUGAUGGGACAACAAGAAGAUGGAUAUGCCACUGUUUUAUGGCUGUUAAGGACACGGGGGAGAGGUUAAGCCAUGCUGUUGGAUGCGCCUUUGCUGCAUGUCUGGAGAGAAAACAAAAACGUGAAAAAGAAUGUGGUGUGACUGCUACGUUUGAUGCCAGCAGAACCACCUUUACCCGGGAAGGCUCAUUUAGAGUUACCACUGCCACAGAACAGGCGGAGAGAGAAGAGAUCAUGAAACAAAUUCAGGAUUCUAAAAAAGGUGUGGACGCAGAAUCAAAAAUGGUGGCAUCAGUUGCUGCUUCUGCUACUACAACUACCACUACUACCACUGCUGCUGUGACCUUAGCCCCUGCUGCAGUGCUACAAGCUUCACCAACAUCUGAAGUUAAUGCAUACCAGGAUAGCAAAGAUCUUAAUAACCCCCAUGCAAUUCCACGCAGACAUGCCCCUGUUGAACAAUUAGCCAGACAGGGCUCAUUCAGGGGAUUCCCUGCCCUCAGCCAGAAAAUGUCCCCAUUCAAACGUCAGCUUUCUCUGCGAAUCAAUGAAUUACCAUCAACUGUGCAGAGGAAGACAGACUUCCAAAUCACCAACCCAGUUGCUGAAAUGGAAGGGGAGACUGACAGCAUCAGCGCCUUGUGCUCCCAGAUAACCAAUACAUUUAGCGCACCAUCAGAAGACCCAUUCACAUCAGCUCCGAUGACCAAACCAACCACUCCUCAAUCUCCACCAUUUGAA